This is a messenger RNA of Limulus polyphemus (Atlantic horseshoe crab), 334 nucleotides long. RefSeq names its product uridine phosphorylase 2-like. Gene Ontology annotation, molecular function: uridine phosphorylase activity. The record is from RefSeq and is a predicted model, not a curated record. The annotation marks the transcript as partial. NCBI's taxonomy places the organism in Eukaryota, Metazoa, Arthropoda, Merostomata, Xiphosura, Limulidae. Gene Ontology annotation, biological process: uridine catabolic process. Gene Ontology annotation, cellular component: cytosol. The transcript has 2 exons.
UGAGUCGAGCGCCUUAUCCACCUGGCAAGUAAACGGAUGUCUGCUUUCUCUGGACAGUUUGUGUGCAUGGGAGGAACACCAAAACGAAUGGAGAGCUUCGCACGUUUCAUCCAAAAGGAGCUGAACAUCAAACUACCAACUGGUACAGUUCUGGAAGAUAUAAGCAGAUAUUCCUACCGUUACUCCAUGUUUAAGGUUGGACCAGUUUUAUCAAUCAGUCAUGGAAUGGGCAUUCCUUCUGUAUCCAUCAUGCUGCACGAGGUCAUUAAGUUGAUGUACCACGCCCAGUGUGGAGACGUAACCUUUUUUCGUAUUGGGACGUGUGGUGGUAUAG